Molecule: messenger RNA, 522 nt
Organism: Linepithema humile (Argentine ant)
Lineage: Eukaryota; Metazoa; Arthropoda; Insecta; Hymenoptera; Formicidae
Source: RefSeq, a predicted model, not a curated record
AUGGUAAACCCAAAUGAUUAUGCUUCAUUUGACGAUUUUCAAAGAUACAAUGUAUCACGUUUAAUUGAUGAAUUUGCUGAUGAUUUAAUAAAAAUGUCCGGAAAAUGUAUGGAUAUCGGUUGUGGUCCAGGAGAUAUAACGAAUGAUAUUCUUUUGUCAUCUCUUGACCCAAAUGCAGUAAUAAUUGGUACGGAUAUUUCACAAAGCAUGAUCGAAUAUGCAAAUAUGACAUAUAGCGAUGAGAAAAGACUUGGAUUCGAAGUAUUAGAUACCCAAACUAAAAAUUUACCUGAGAAAUAUGUAUCGGAAUUUGACCACAUUUUUUCAUUCCACACUUUGCAUUGGUGCAAAGACAUUCGACAAGCGUUUGAAAACAUUUAUCGCAUGCUUCGACCUGGUGGAACUAUGCUUACAUUAUUCGUAGCAUCUCAUGAUACAUUUAAUGUUUUUGAACUAAUGGCACAAAAUAAUUAUUUUGCACCGUACAUGGAGGAUGUACAAAGAAGUAAAAGAGUUAGUUAA